Molecule: messenger RNA, 2814 nt
Organism: Macrosteles quadrilineatus (aster leafhopper)
Lineage: Eukaryota; Metazoa; Arthropoda; Insecta; Hemiptera; Cicadellidae
Exons: 2
Coding region: 172-1170 (332 amino acids)
Source: RefSeq, a predicted model, not a curated record
CUGAUGUUUCCAGCUUGCAGUACUUGUUGAUCGUUGUAUGCACAUUGUUAACACCUGUUUCUAAGGUAAACAAAAAACAAUUACUGCAAUUUCGAUCCCUAGAACUGCGUUCAAAAAACUUUGUGAAAGGGAAUACAUCAGCCGAGAGAAGACAAUAUUUGAUGAAUAAGAAUGAGUAGACGAUGUGAAUUGAAAUUGAUCGACGUGUUAAAAGAAGGCAAUCUUGAUAUGGCUAAAUCCAAAUUUAAUAGUGUUAGUGGUACAAAAUCAGAUACACCCAUAGAAAGUAGGAGUUCAAGAACCAGGUUUGGUAAUACGUCUACUUUGAAGAAAAAAUAUGAUUCUGGAACUUUAAAGCAGCAAACAGAAAUUACUUCGAAGAAGCGUAAGAAACUUAAUGAUGUGAGUGAAUUACCAAGCAAGAAAAUCUUUACCGGGAGUAACAUUAUCAAGAACCCAGUUAAGCCUGAUAAAGAAAUCAGCCAAAAAAAGAAAAGAAAGACUAAAUCUCGCGAAUCUUGCUGGGAAAACAAACUGACGGGAGCAAGACGUGUGAGCAAACGUCUAUCAAAUCUAAGAAUAUCUUUAAAGAAAUUGGAAUCAUCUCUUGCUACAUCUUUUGUCACAAUUAAAACAAGGCAGCCAGUUGCUUUUAGUGCCAGAGGUAAAAUGAAGCAAAAUUAUUGUGAUUUAAAACCACCCAAAAAGAACAAGACUUCACAGUACAGAAAUUUUCCGGAAACACAGUUUAAUUUUGGAAAACUGGGCCAUCCUAAGAGGCUACACCCAAAAAUAACAACUGCUAGAAGACCUGAAACUUACACUGUUACUGUAAAAUCUACUGCUUCAGCUUCACACUCCAGAAGAAAUGACAAAAAGCAAGGAAACAUAACGCAUAACACAUUUGAUGAAGAUUCGAAUGACUCAGAUGUAAAUCUUCUAAUCGAGAGGUGUGUUGAAGAUAUUCAAAAUGAUUUAAGUGAACCUGAAUCCUACACUGAAGAAGACAAAAAAAUAUCUAAAGCAUAUCAAUUGUUGAAAUCCAAAGAGACGAUUGAGGAAAACGAGGAGAAAGCUGCUCAAGAUACAAAAGUUGAAACUCUGAUUUGUGAACAAGUUGAUGAAUUAACUGAUGAUUCUACAAUUCUCAUUGGUGUAAAUGUUGAGUAAAACGUAAAUAUCGAGCGUGAAACGCUUACUGAAAGUACAAGUAAGAAUAACAGUGAAUCCAAAACUGAAUGUAAAAACAUUCAGAACAAUGAAAUACCGGUAACACAAGAUGAAACUUGUGUUUCAAAUGAAAUAACAACUACGGUAGAAGAUCUGCCAAUAAUCGAUUUGGAGCAAGACAACUGCCAAGGAAACAUAGACGAAGUUGUUGAUAACGCAAGUGGAUCUAAAGUGGAAUCUGGAGCCUCAAAUGGAACUACUGCAGAAGAUACCAAGGGUACAGCUGUUGGUAAAGAUGACAUUAGUGGAUCAGCUGAUUAACCAUAAGCCUAGUACAAGGUACCUGUUUUGUUAGUAUAAAAAGUACAAUUUUCAGUAUAGCUUGUAGUUAAGUUAGCAAAAUCUGUAGUUUAAGAGCAGUUUAAAAGGCACAAUCAUAAAUUAGUAAAUUAAUUCAACAAUAAAGACAAAAAAUAAAUUGUAUUUAACAGGUAUGUUUAAGUGUGUAUGUUUAUUUUACGUCUGUGUGCUUAAAAAAAUUCUGUGUGGUUAAAAAUGCAUUCAUUUUCAUUUCAAAUUCAUUUAGACUAUCGCAACCGCCCGGCCAAGUCAGCUGACGGAGUGAGACGAAUCAGCUUAGAGAGAAAGAGAGAUAGAGGCAAAUCUUAUUUCUGCGAAAAAUUCCAGUCUGACUAUAUUCUCUAAAAGCUUUUCCUUCUUAUGGGGUAUUCAUUGGUAUUUGUAUUCAUUGUAAUCAUGUUAAAAUAAGCAAAGCAGCGUCAAAGAAUUAGAUGGAUUUAAUUUUGAUUAAGUUUUAACUCAGAAGGGGGGGGGAAGGUAAUAUUAAAAUCAACAAACGUGAUAAUUUAUAAAUAAAUUCUUUUCAUUGUGACAAAAUAAUUACAGUACAAUAUUACACUAUAUUCCCAUAUGAAGCUUACAUUACAUUUGAAAAAUACAGUUACAAUGUUUCAAACUACACAGAUCUUGAAUAAACAAAAAUUUUGCAAAGUGUAUUAAAAUUCAUGAAUUAUGGUCCUCAAUAUGUUAAGUUCAGUACCUGUCUACAACAUCUGAAUCUACGUCAACAGUUUCUACAUAAAUAUAAUAUUUAUAAAUCGUCUAAUCAGCACAAAUUUGAUUGUUUAAGGCCUCUUAGUAGAUAGAAAUGAGAAAGAUUAUUGUGGUACAUCUACAACUGGGUACUUAUAAAAUAGAUGUAAAAUUUUUAUUCACUUAAGUUUUAGAAAAAUAAAAUUACUAAACAAGUGGUCUUCUGGAUUUGAGGGACAUUUAUUGUUUAUUUGCUUCUGAGUGGAUGCCACAUGGCGAUGGGUUUACGAAGGGAAGUUAACAUUUGAGUCCAGUGAGUUAAAGCUUUGCCAGUUGACUGACUUCCUACAAUGACGUGGCCGAUGUUGAGAGCUCGGCCUUCUGACCCAGUCUCGGACACUGUCACUCGCAGUUGGAUAGUCUACAACAUAAGAUACACAGGUCAACAAAUGAGUAUAGUGGGUUAAAGCUUUGUGAGUUGACUGACUUCUUACAAUAACGUGGCCGAUGUUGCGAGCUUGGCCCUUACUUUGGUUGUAGAUUGUUGUUGUAACUCAAUUUAAGUAAAUUAUUUUGAAGUUUUCAAACUCA